CCGGUAUUUGAAAUCAUACGCCAACGAUUUUUUUGAGUUCUGUGAUUGUAAGUUUGGCUUGAAGUGAGCCACAAGCCCUAUUGACUUCUCCUGUCAAAAUGGCGGACGAUGAGCAACUUCCACCGGGUUGGAAAAAACAACUAAGCCGGUCCACCGGUCAGCACUACUACUUAAAUAUUUACACGAAAAAAUCCCAGUGGGACGUCCCGGACAAGCCCGCCGAAGCAGUACCGUCCAGUGGUCCCGACCAGGUCCAGUGCUCCCAUCUCUUAGUCAAACACAAGGAUUCGAGGCGACCGUCUUCCUGGAGGGAGGACCAUAUAACGCGUACCAAGGACGAGGCGUUAGAUUUACUAUUAACCUACCGGGAGCAGAUCGUACAGGGUAAAGCUUCGUUCGCCGAUCUCGCGCAGAAGUAUUCCGAUUGCUCUUCUGCACGACGUGGCGGCGAUUUGGGACCGUUCGGUAAAGGUGCCAUGCAAAAACCGUUCGAGGAGGCGUCGUUCGCUUUGAAAGUCGGAGAGAUUAGCGAUCCAGUUUUCACAGACUCCGGCGUGCAUGUUAUUUUACGUACAGUUUAAGUUUUUUUUUAUCGUAAUCUUCCAAUAAUGUAUUCAAGUCAUGAUAUUCUUUGUUUUUAAGUAAAGGCAUUGUUUAUGCAUU
Photinus pyralis (common eastern firefly) is the source of this 663-nucleotide messenger RNA. Its product is annotated as putative peptidyl-prolyl cis-trans isomerase dodo. Gene Ontology annotation, molecular function: protein binding; peptidyl-prolyl cis-trans isomerase activity. The record is from RefSeq and is a predicted model, not a curated record. Gene Ontology annotation, cellular component: nucleus; cytosol. The transcript is spliced from 3 exons. NCBI's taxonomy places the organism in Eukaryota, Metazoa, Arthropoda, Insecta, Coleoptera, Lampyridae. Bases 99 to 581 code for a protein of 160 amino acids.